GCGAUUUCAAUUGUAAAAAAUAAAAAUAAAUUGAAAAAACAAAAAAAAGAAUUCGCCAGGGAAGUUAACAACACACAGCUCGAUGGACUUAAACCCUCCAAAACCCUUCUGUUAAGGAAGGUCGCUUAUUUCGCAUUGGUUCAUCUCCUUUAGCAGAGGAAUAAGUCAGUUGCAAGGGCCUCCGUUAGUUGUCUGUUAUUCUUUGAAUCAGAAUGAGUCGGUCACAAGGGCCUUCAUCCAAUAAGCGGAAAAGGCCAGACUUGAAUUCAACUGCUGAUCCUCUAACAGAACAUGAGCGCCUGCUCUAUGAUGUAAUCAGAAGCAAACAAGAUAUGGGUAUGUCGUCAGAAGAUGUGAAAAGCGAGACCAACGUCCCUGCUAAUUUGGUUAGUAAAUCCCUCAAGUCACUUCAAGCCAAGAAUUUGAUCAAAGUGGUUGUGAAUAUUCAAAGCAAGGGAUGGAAACACUAUAUGGCAUCAGAAUUUGAACCAUCAAAGCAAAUCUCUGGCGGAGCAUGGUAUGCUGGUGGGAGCUUAGACACAGAAUUUAUAGCACUAGUGAGAGAACAAUGUGUGAAGCACGUGUUUCGGUUGAAGCUUGCUACCUUGGAGGGGGUUUCAGAUUUAAUCAGAAGGAGUGGGGUAUUUGCAGUUGACUUGUCGAAUCAGCAAAUUGAAGAGAUCAUGAAGGCUUUGGUUCUUGAUAAUGAGAUUACUGAAUUGAAGAGUAAUGGAAGCGGGGAGUUUGCUAGUAUUCCGACUGGAAAAACUUGUUAUAAAUGUGGAAGUAAGGGAGCUGGUGGAGGUGAACCGAAGACAGGGGCCUUGGCUUCCAUUCCCUGUGGAGUUUGUCCACAGAUAGGUCUUUGUACACCUGAUGGCAUAAUUUCGCCGACAACCUGUGUCUAUUACACCAAGUGGCUGGACUUCUAAAUUUGCUGUAUUUAGCUACAACUUUUUCAUAUAUUGUGUCACCUGGAUUGAAUGUCAAACAAUUUUGCUCUUGUUGGUUUCUGGUA
Mangifera indica (mango) is the source of this 1018-nucleotide messenger RNA. Its product is annotated as DNA-directed RNA polymerase III subunit RPC6. Gene Ontology annotation, biological process: transcription by RNA polymerase III. The transcript has 2 exons. The record is from RefSeq and is a predicted model, not a curated record. Lineage: Eukaryota; Viridiplantae; Streptophyta; Magnoliopsida; Sapindales; Anacardiaceae. The coding region runs from base 213 to 932 and encodes 239 amino acids. Gene Ontology annotation, cellular component: RNA polymerase III complex.